CGGGGGCGGGGGAGAAGAUGGCGGCCUCCAGGAGGAGCUGCCGCUACUGAGGCGACGGACUGGGAAGCGGCUCUGGGCGGUGAGAGCCGAGGCAGGGACAGCUCCGGCUAGUUUGCGGCAGAGCUCUCAAGCUCCGACUUGACGGCAGCCACACUGAGAGGGAGGGGACAGUGGGGGGAGUGGCCGGUCUGGCCCGCUGGAGGGACUGGAGCCGAACCAGAUAAUCUCCGAGGCCCCUACCGAGGCAGUUGGCCUGCCUUCUGGGCUGAGUUUUCAGUUUGACCUUGAGUUCCCCAACCAUGGAGCCUGUAGAAUCUGGAAGUACUGCGGAUGAGGAGGAGGAGCGGGUGAUGGAGCAAAGACCUCGGACACGAUCCAACCCAGAGGGAGCUGAAGACCGAGCCCUAAGUGCCCAAGCGAGUGUGGGGAACCGGAGUGAAGGGGAGGGUGAGGCAGCCAGUGCUGAUGACAGCCCACAGAACCCACCUAGCAUCAAUGGGAAAUCUUGGCAGGUGCCACCACAGACUCCAGAAUUUCAGGUCCGGACUCCCAGGGUCAAUUGCCCAGAGAAGGUGAUUAUAUGCCUGGACCUGUCCGAGGAAAUGUCUUUGCCAAAACUGGAGUCAUUUAAUGGCUCAAAAACCAAUGCUCUGAAUGUAUCCCAGAAGAUGAUUGAGAUGUUUGUUCGGACAAAACACAAGAUUGACAAGUGCCACGAGUUUGCCCUGGUGGUGGUAAACGACGACACCACUUGGCUCUCAGGCUUGACCUCUGAUCCCAGGGAACUGUGCAGCUGCCUCUACGACCUCGAAACUGCUACCUGCAUGGCCUUCAACAGCCUGUUCAACCUUAUACAGCAAAAGAUUGAGCUUCCAGUCACAGAGAAUGUCCAGACCAUCCCACCACCAUAUGUAGUGCGGACCAUCUUGGUGUAUAGUCGCCCUGCCUGCCAGGCCCAGUUUGCCAUGAUGGAACCCAUAAAGAAAAUGCUUCAGUGUCCAUAUUUCUUUUUUGAUGUGGUAUAUAUACACAAUGGCACUGAGGAAAAAGAAGAGGAGACCAGCUGGAAGGACACAUACGCCCUCUUUGGAGGCUUGGAUUCCAAAGGCACCAGCUACAAGUAUGAGGUUUCGCUAACAGGGCCGGCUGUGGAACUGCACAACUGCAUGGCCAAGCUGCUGGCCCACCCGUUGCAAAGACCUUUCCAGACACAUGCCUCUUACAGCCUCCUAGAGGAAGAAGAGCCAGCUGAAAUGGAAGCCACCGUUUGAGACCUGCCUCAAGUCUCCAGGUUCUUCCAUCUCCUCCUUUGCCUGGGAUAGGCCCUGGAGAAGGGUCCUUAAGAACAGUGGAGAUGAUGGCUUUUGGGGGAGGUCCAAUCAAUGACUGAUCUGGGUACAUGGGCCUGUGUUGCCACAAUGCUAAAUGCAGCCUGUGGGCCCUGUGAUACAUAUUUUGACUAUUAAACUGUCAGUAUCA
Molecule: messenger RNA, 1479 nt
Organism: Monodelphis domestica (gray short-tailed opossum)
Lineage: Eukaryota; Metazoa; Chordata; Mammalia; Didelphimorphia; Didelphidae
Source: RefSeq, a predicted model, not a curated record